Molecule: messenger RNA, 826 nt
Organism: Callithrix jacchus (white-tufted-ear marmoset)
Lineage: Eukaryota; Metazoa; Chordata; Mammalia; Primates; Cebidae
Source: RefSeq, a predicted model, not a curated record
GGAAAUGCGUGUCCGAUAUUAAAGUCGUCGCCCCGCCCCUGCCCGUCUCUUUCCGCUCUAGAUCGCCGCUCUGAGAGGCUCCCCGUGGCCCUUCCUGUGGGCCCGCGGCCCAGCCCCGUCCGCUCUCGGUGCCUGACGCCCUCCACGUGCCUGUUUCCCCGCAGCCGCCGCCAUGUCUGCGCAUCUGCAGUGGAUGGUCGUGCGGAACUGCUCCAGUUUCCUCAUCAAGAGGAACAAGCAGACCUACAGCACCGAGCCCAAUAACCUGAAGGCCCGCAACUCCUUCCGCUACAACGGGCUGAUUCACCGCAAGACCGUGGGCGUGGAGCCGGCGGCCGACGGCAAAGGCGUGGUGGUGGUCAUGAAGCGGAGAUCCGGCCAGCGGAAGCCUGCCACCUCCUACGUGCGGACCACCAUCAACAAGAAUGCUCGCGCCACGCUCAGCAGCAUCAGACACAUGAUACGCAAGAACAAGUACCGGCCCGACCUGCGCAUGGUGAGCCGAGGGUGGGGGUCAGGCUGGGGGAGGCUGGCCAGUGCUGUGGGGAACGGCCUCCCACUUCUGGUUGCAUAUGGGCUGGGAAGGGAUGGAUUCUUGCUUUCAGCCUAUUCCCCCCACCCGCAGCAUGGGCCUGGGGGUGGCUUGUGGUGUGUGAUCUGAGCCUUACUCUGCCCUCCCCGCCCCCUAGGCAGCUAUCCGCAGGGCCAGUGCCAUCCUGCGCAGCCAGAAGCCUGUGAUGGUGAAGAGGAAGCGGACCCGCCCCACCAAGAGCUCCUGAGCCCCCUGCUCCCAAAGCAAUAAAGAGUCAGCUGGCCUUCUCACCUG